This is a messenger RNA of Schistocerca gregaria, 3992 nucleotides long. RefSeq lists its product as uncharacterized. Gene Ontology annotation, molecular function: four-way junction DNA binding; 3'-5' DNA helicase activity; ATP binding. Gene Ontology annotation, biological process: double-strand break repair via synthesis-dependent strand annealing; interstrand cross-link repair; replication fork reversal. The transcript has a single exon. NCBI's taxonomy places the organism in Eukaryota, Metazoa, Arthropoda, Insecta, Orthoptera, Acrididae. The record is from RefSeq and is a predicted model, not a curated record. The coding region runs from base 754 to 3741 and encodes 995 amino acids.
AAGUACCUGCGCGGAGUCUGGAUGCAGGAGUGUUGUCCGGAUGCAAACAACUUUGCCAUGGUCGCGAUCGCGCCAAUCUCCUAUCAAAUAGCCCAGCUCUCAUGCGAAGCUGCCGAAAGAGAGACCGGACAAAUAGUGGACGUAGCCGUCGUCAACAGUCCAAAGCAAGUCCUGAUCAGCGGAACAAAAUUGGCCGUCGAAAGAGCUACCGAACACGCGAAGUCUGAAAUCAAAAAAAUUCGAGUCACUAAAUUACCUGUCUCGGCACCCUUUCAUUGCAGACUACUUCAACCCUGUAAAGAACAAAUCAAAAGCUUUCUAAUGAACCAGAUCCGGGUCAAGAAUUCAUGCAGACCCGUCAUCGACAACGUCUCUGUCAAACCUAUAGACAACGCGCCCGACAUCGUAUCGGCGUUGACAGAACUCACUACGCAGUCGGUGCUCUACAAGCAAUGUCUGGAAUUCGUGUCCACCCAGCAAACCCCGGCCUGCCCGGAAUUCGUAGAACUAGGCCCUCGCCCUAUACUGACCCCCCUCAUUGCGCAGACGCUAACAGACGCAAACGCGAAAUUCGUCGGGUCGCCCUCUGACCUGCUUCGCUUCGUGCAUCCGCAGCCAAAUCCAUAAUUUUUGGCGCCUGUCCUAAAUAACGGCUUCUUAAGGCCAGUUUUUUUAUUUUAUUUUUUAUUUUUUUUCAAAUCAUUUGCUCCGCCUGUCAUGUCCUGAAUAUGUGCACGCCUCUCUGUCGUUUCGAUGAGCGGGGUCCCAGAUGACAGCCUGUUCGAGCUGGCCUUUCGACUCUACGACCGCCCGCCACCCAAUCAACCUGCUCAGAAAACCAAGGAACCGGCCUCGUCCAGUCCUCUAAGUCUGGCUCUACCCACCACCAGCAGACCCAACGAUGCGCCCCAACCACCUGCUCACUCCGCAACUCUGCCACUCUGCUCACAAGAACAGGCGGCGGCGGCCAAAAGAAAACUCCUGGAGCACUUUUGGCCCCAAGCGCCCAACGCUCCCCCGGCCGAAAAACCCACCCCUCCCGACCAACCACUUGCCUCGGAUAAGGCGCCGCCAACUUCGCGCCUCCCGCGCCUCGCGAGGACCUCCCCCGUCGGUUCGGUCCCGCCAAGCGAAAAGCCGCGUUUGGCCGGAAAAAACGCCCACUGUCGCGAACCGUCAAAAGGCGAACCAACUCAGCUGCCGUCUCUCGAGCAAACUCGUCUGCUCUUCGAGUCCGACGCGCCGUCGCGUCCGGAAUCGCACUCCUUCAAUCCGGACGCCAUAAAGACUUGGUACUAUCCGAGUCACUACGAAAAACGCGACUACCAGUACUCUAUCGUCAAAACCGCUCUGCUACACAACACACUUGUGUGUCUCCCCACUGGCCUCGGAAAGACCCUCAUCGCGGCCGUCGUCAUCUACAACUUCUACCAUUGGUUCCCCAGGAGCAAAAUCCUGUUCAUGGCUCCCGCGAAGCCCCUCGUGAACCAACAGAUAGACGCCUGUCGCGACAUCGUCAACAUUCCAAGCGAAUCCGUCGUGUGUAUGACCGGUCAAAAUCCGCCGGAAACUCGCUCGUCCAUCUGGGCGCGAAACCGCGUCUUCUUCGUGACGCCCCACGUACCCGCCAACGACAUCGCUUCUGGUAUAUGCCCGUCGCGGGACAUCAGUCUGGUUGUCGUGGACGAGGCCCACAAAGCUCAGGGCAACUACUCCUAUUGCGAAGUCAUUCGGCGAAUCUCCGAAACCAACAAGCACUUCAGGGUGCUGGCGCUGACCGCCACUCCUGGGAGCAGUCCCGCUGCUAUCCAAAGCGUCAUCAAAAGCCUGAUGAUAUCCAAAAUAGAACACAGGACGGAACUCAGUCCCGACGUGCGUCCUUACGUUCACUCUACCGACAUCGAACAAGUCCGAGUCCAACUCAAUCAGCCGAUCCUUAGAGCCAAAGCACUGUUGACCUCCCUCAUCAACAAGCCCAUAUCGUGGCUUCAAACCAACGGCGCCCUCUACAGGCUGAAGCAGGGCGAAUCCUUCACCUUCAACCGAAUCGAAGCCGCCCGAAAGACGUUCAGGGCCAAAUCCCCCGGAAUCAAAGACUAUCACUUCAAAUCGAACGUCGAGGCCCACUUCGCGGCCGCAAUGACCUUCCACCAUGGCCUGCGACUUGUAAACAACUACGGCCUGAAACCCUUCAAAGAAUGGGUCAACACUCAAAGCGAUCGACCGCUCCGCGAAAAAACCAGCGUCUACUUCAACGAACUCAUCAAAAGUGUCGAAUGGAGCCGUCUGUACGUGUACGUCAACGAAAUACCCGAAUCAUCCAUGUCCCAUCCGAAAAUGGCCCCCCUCGAAACCCUCGUCCUUCGUCACUUCAACGCCAAAAACGAAGCCACCCGCGUGAUCAUCUUUGCCCAAUUUCGCGAAACGGUCGACGAAAUCGUCUCUCUUCUCUCCAAACACCACCCAACCAUCCGACCCAUUCCGUUCGUCGGCCAGUCAAAAAAGGGCCUGUCUCAGAAAAAGCAAUCCGAAACCAUGUCCAAAUUCCGGUCCGGAGACUACAACACAAUGGUAUCCACCUCCAUCGGCGAGGAAGGUCUGGACAUCGGCGAGGUCGACCUAAUCGUCUGCUUCGACUCUCAAACCUCCCUGAUUCGCAUGAUUCAAAGAAUAGGCAGAACCGGCAGAAAAAGAAAAGGCAAGUGUAUCAUGCUUCUAACCGAAGGAGAAGAAGACGCCUCCUAUCAAAAACUCUGCGCAAAAAAAAAAACCUUUGAUGCUUCCAAAUUCCAACUCUAUAACCCCCUCUGUCCCGUCCUGCCGUUCGAAACACUGCCCCCUCUCGGAUCCUUCUCCUCCAAAAAAACGAGCCAACCUGUCAAACAACUUGUCGUCCAAGACCCCAUGGCGAUCGACCGUCCAUCCUCCCCCCCUCUCGACAUCCUCCCUAUUCAAACUAAGCCCACCAACACUUCCUCCACCGACCUUUCCGUCGAAUUCCUCCAUUCAGAAAAGGCCCCUCCCGCCUCGCUCGACCUCUCGGAUAACUCUCCCAAGUUCGAACUCGAAGCCACAACUUCGAGUCCCUUCCAACCGUCUCCGCCCCCCAAGCACUGCAACACUCCCCUCCUUGACUCCACGCCUCCAUCCACUCUCGCUGACACCCCCCCCCUUCUGACCUACCCCGACCACUUCUUUUCCAAAAUCCCCUCCCAUCCCGACUCGAGCCCCGAUCCGCCCAACCCCCCUCGAAGAACGCACCCCCACGUCGCGGCCGGCAUAGAUCUCCUGUUCCCGACGCUACCGAGCUGCCACCAGACGGAAUCCGACUCCGCCAUCCACCUAACCAACGACUCUCUCUCCCUGCGCGAACAGGACCACCAGUGGAAACGCCUAAAAAAGAAAGGCUCGAUCAGCUCCUCUUUCUCGGCAGAAAGUAAUCUAAUCCGAGAACUCAUCGACAACGAAGCCGCCUACUCGAGCGAAGACGACCGCGCCAGCUCCUCCCAGGAACCGCCCAAUACCCAAGACAGAGACUUCAUCGUCAACGAGGGCGACCUCGAAGAUUCAACAACCGUAAACAUGCGCGCCAUCUACUCCAGAUCUCUAAGCUCUCAAGUGUCCGUCAGACCUGAAAACUUCUCAACUCCGGAAAAGCUGAAGAGACACUACGCCAAAAUCAGCAGAAUGAUGAACUUUUUCGACCGCACCGGCUUCAAACUCGGUAAACCAAAACCGUAAAUAAUACACGUAACAUGCCCUCCCCCGUACCCGCGCUUUUUUUUUUACCUCACUGCAGGUCGAACGACCUUUUGCUUCUCCCGCCGAACUUUUUUUUCUUUUUAGUUCCCGGCCCCCAAAUCUCAGUCGCGCCUUUCAGUCUUGAAGCGCUCUGUCCCUCAAAAACAGCCAUGCCACACUCAAACGCGUUCGAAAAAGUCAACCGAACAUAUCUCAAGCCGGGGGCGGCCGAGAAGAUCAAGAAGGACUAU